CAUGCACUGUUAGACACCAACUGUAAGCCUGCUGGUGGAGGGUGGUGGAGCGAGCCAUCUUAGAGAAAAAUGACCGUUUAGAGAAGGUUUUGCUUAUUUUCAGAUUUUGUAUUGUCAUCAACUCACGGUUUUGAUCUCCACAGGCUUCUUUGCAGGAAUGGGAACGUUAUUUUUUGCUUUUCAAGUGAUCAUUUUAGCAGGUGCUGCCUUUGCAUCUUCUGAUGAAACCCGUCUGGUUAAAACCCUUUUCACUGGGUACAAUAAGGUCGUCCGCCCCGUCAAUCAUUACAAGGACCCUGUUGUUGUCACUGUGGGACUUCAGCUCAUUCAGCUCAUCAGUGUGGAUGAGGUCAACCAGAUCGUCAGCAGCAAUGUGCGACUGAAACAGCAAUGGAAAGAUGUGAACUUGCAGUGGAACCCAGAGGAUUAUGGUGGCAUCAGAAAGAUCAGAGUCCCCUCCACUGACAUUUGGCGUCCGGAUUUGGUCCUCUACAACAAUGCUGAUGGUGACUUUGCCAUCGUUCACGAGACUAAAGUGCUGCUGGAGCACACUGGAAUGAUUACAUGGAACCCGCCGGCCAUCUUUAAGAGCUACUGCGAGAUCAUAGUCCUGCACUUUCCCUUUGACCUCCAGAACUGCACCAUGAAGCUUGGGACCUGGACCUAUGAUGGAAACUUGGUCGUCGUGAACCCCGACAGUGAUCGCCCUGAUCUCAGUAACUUCAUGGAAAGUGGAGAAUGGGUCAUGAAGGACUAUCGAGGUUGGAAGCAUUGGGUGUACUAUGCUUGCUGUCAAGACACCCCCUACCUGGACAUUACGUACCACUUCCUCAUGCUGAGGCUUCCGCUGUACUUCAUUGUCAACGUCAUCAUACCCUGCAUGCUCUUCUCCUUCCUGACUGGUCUGGUGUUUUAUCUGCCGACAGACUCUGGUGAGAAAAUGACUCUGAGCAUCUCCGUUUUGCUGUCUCUAACUGUGUUCCUGCUGGUCAUUGUGGAGCUCAUCCCCUCCACCUCCAGCGCUGUACCCCUCAUUGGAAAGUACAUGCUCUUCACCAUGGUGUUUGUCAUUGCUUCUAUCAUUAUCACUGUCAUUGUCAUCAACACCCACCACCGCUCUCCAAGCACCCACACCAUGCCAGACUGGGUCCGCAAGGUUUUCAUAGAAACUAUUCCAAACCUUAUGUUCUUCUCAACUAUGAAACGACCGGCGAAAGAAAAGCAAAAUAAACCAGUCUAUACUGCAGAGUUUGACAUCUCAGAAAUCUCCGGCAACCAGGCCACUGCUGUGCAUUACCAGUCACCUUUGACCAAGAAUCCUGACGUCCGCAGUGCCAUUGAAGGAGUCAAGUACAUUGCAGAGACUAUGAAAUCCGAUGAAGAGUCCAACAAUGCGGCUGAAGAGUGGAAAUUUGUGGCCAUGGUCCUGGAUCACAUUCUGCUGUGUGUUUUUAUGGGGGUGUGCCUCAUAGGCACAUUAGGUGUGUUUGCAGGCCGCCUCAUUGAGCUAAGCACAUACGAAGCGUGAAAAAUCCUUCCUCUACAAGUGACUAAAGGCAGCUGUGCUCUGUAAAGGCUAACACAUGGGUGUGGAACAGCAAAACCAAAUGAUCAAGCAUGGUUCUUCCUUCAAUCAAAUCCUAAUUGUUUUAAUAAAUGAUUCUUAAAUCAUUUGACUUUAGAAUUCAAGACUUUAUGAUGAACUAUAAUUUAAAUGCAUCCUAUAUUAAUUCAUGAGCCUUUUAUCAUCUCGGUUUUCAUAGGUUUUUAGGAAAAUGUUUCUUUUACUCACUAAUAUUUGACUUUUUUCCUUUUGCAGUUAAGUUUGUACAUGUGUGACACCCAUUUUUAGUUUAUUAAAAAAGAUUGAACAUU
Molecule: messenger RNA, 1875 nt
Organism: Oryzias latipes (Japanese medaka)
Lineage: Eukaryota; Metazoa; Chordata; Actinopteri; Beloniformes; Adrianichthyidae
Product: acetylcholine receptor subunit alpha
Biological process (GO): monoatomic ion transmembrane transport
Cellular component (GO): postsynaptic membrane
Molecular function (GO): acetylcholine-gated monoatomic cation-selective channel activity; transmembrane signaling receptor activity
Source: RefSeq, a predicted model, not a curated record